UCAGCUGGUUUUCCAGGGCGCAGGCCCCUACCCCGAGGUGGAGGACGACCCUGGAGAGGCCUUUGAGUUUGAGGAUAGUGACGAUGACGAGGACACGAGCGCUGGCCUGGGUGUCCUGGGCGUCACUGCAGGGAAGGACGCAGACGCCUCGCUGAUCCACUUGGACGCCACCCCCCAAACUGACCCAGACCCAGCGGCCGUGCCCCCGACACAGGUGCUGCCCGCGGUGAGCAACGGGGAUGCCGGGGACGCGGCUUUCUCUGGGAUCCGGCGCGGCAGCUGGAAGCAGAAGAGCUCCCGCCGCUUCGACCGGUUCACGUUCCCCGCCCUCGAGGAAGAUGUGAUUUACGACGACGUCCCCUGUGAGAACCUGGACGCCCAUCAACCCGGGGCGGAGAGAAACCUGCUCUACGAGGAUGCGCACCUGGACGGGGCGCCCCGGGAGCCCGAGGACCUAGGCUGGAGCUCCAGCGAGUUUGAGAGCUACAGCGAGGACUCGGGGGAGGAGGCCAAGCCUGAGGCAGAGCCCGUCAAGCACCGCGUGUCCUUCCAGCCCAAGAUGACCCAGCUCAUGAAGGCCGCCAAGAGCGGGACCAAGGAUGGACUGGAGAAGACCAGGAUCGCUGUCAUGCGCAAAGUGUCCUUUCUGCACAGGAAAGACGUCCUCGGUGACUCGGAGGAGGAGGACAUGGGGCUCCUGGAGGUCAGCGUGACGGACAUCAAGCCCCCAGCCCCGGAGCUGGGCCCCAUGCCCGAGGGCCUGAGUCCUCAGCAGGUGGUGCGCAGGCACAUCCUCGGCUCCAUCGUGCAGAGCGAAGGCAGCUACGUGGAGUCUCUGAAGCGGGUGCUCCAGGAUUACCGCAACCCGCUGAUGGAGAUGGAGCCCAAGGCGCUGAGCCUGCGCAAAUGCCAGGUGGUGUUCUUCCGCGUCAGAGAGAUCCUGCACUGCCACUCCAUGUUCCAGAUCGCCCUGUCCUCCCGCGUGGCCGAGUGGGACGCCACCGAGAAGAUCGGCGACCUCUUCGUGGCUUCGUUCUCCAAGUCCAUGGUCUUGGACGUGUACAGCGACUACGUGAACAACUUCACCAACGCCAUGUCCAUCAUCAAGAAGGCCUGCCUCACCAAGCCCGCCUUCCUGGAGUUCCUCAAGCGGCGGCAGGUAUGCAGCCCAGACCGCGUCACGCUCUACGGGCUGAUGGUGAAGCCCAUCCAGAGGUUCCCGCAGUUCAUCCUCCUGCUUCAGGACAUGCUGAAGAACACCCCCAGGGGCCACCCCGACAGACUCUCGCUGCAGCUGGCCCUCACGGAGCUGGAGACGCUGGCCGAGAAGCUCAAUGAGCAGAAGCGGCUGGCCGACCAGGUGGCCGAGAUCCAGCAGCUGACCAAGAGUGUCAGUGACCGCAGCAGCCUCAACAAGCUGCUGACCUCAGGCCAGCGGCAGCUGCUCCUGUGUGAGACGCUGACGGAGACCGUGUACGGUGACCGCGGACAGCUGAUCAAGUCCAAGGAGCGCAGGGUCUUUCUGCUCAACGACAUGCUGGUCUGUGCCAACAUCAACUUCAGGCCUGCCAACCACAGGGGCCAGCUGGAGAUCAGCAGCCUGGUGCCCCUGGGGCCCAAGUACGUGGUGAAGUGGAACACGGCGCUGCCUCAGGUGCAGGUGGUGGAGGUGGGCCAGGAGGGCGGCUCCUACGACAAGGACAACGUGCUCAUCCAGCACGCCGGCGCCAAGAAGGCGGCGGCCACGGCCCAGGCCCAGAACAAGGUGUACUUCGGCCCGCCGCGCCUCUUCCAGGAGCUGCAGGACCUGCAGAAGGACCUGGCGGUGGUGGAGCAGAUCACCCUCCUCAUCAGCACCCUGCACGGGACCUACCAGAACCUGAACAUGACUGUGGCUCAAGACUGGUGCCUGGCCCUGCAGAGGCUCAUGCGGGUGAAGGAGGAGGAGAUCCACUCGGCCAACAAGUGCCGCCUCCGGCUCCUGCUCCCCGGGAAACCCGACAAGUCUGGCCGCCCCAUCAGCUUCAUGGUGGUCUUCAUCACCCCCAACCCCCUGAGCAAGAUCUCCUGGGUCAACAGGUUGCACUUGGCCAAGAUCGGACUCCGUGAUGUGCUGUCUCUGUCUCCGCAGCUUGGAGCCAUGGUCCACAGUCCUGUCAGCUACCCCCUGCUGGGCUUCUCAGCGGUCAGCACCUCCCUUCCUCAGGGCUACCUCUGGGUCGGGGGCGGCCAGGAGGGCGCAGGGGGCCAGGUGGAGAUCUUCUCCCUGAACCGGCCGUCGCCCCGCACGGUCAAGUCCUUCCCACUGGCGGCCGCUGUGCUGUGCAUGGAGUACAUUCCAGAGCCAGAGGAGGGGGAGAGUGGAGACGGAGCCAGAGAGGACAGCGGCCCUACUGCCGACCCCUCGGCUGCAGUGCACCCCACCAUCUGCCUGGGGCUCCAGGACGGCAGCAUCCUGGUAUACAGCAGCGUGGACACGGGCACCCAGUGCCUGGCGGCCUGCCGGAGCCCCGGCCUGCAGCCGGUGCUCGCGCUGCGGCACGGCCCCCUCCACCUGUUUGCCGGCCUGCAGGACGGGACCCUCGCCGCCUACCCCCGGAGCAGCGGAGGCGUCCCCUGGGACCUGGAGAGCGCCCCAAUGUGCCUGACGGUGGGGCCUGGGCCCAUUCGCACCCUGCUGAGCCUGGAGGAUGCUGUAUGGGCCAGCUGUGGGGCCCGGGUCACCGUCCUGGAUGCCACCAGCCUGCAGACUCAGCAAAGCUUCGAGGCGCACCAGGAUGAGGCCGUGAGCGUGACGCACAUGGUGAAGGCGGGCAGCGGCGUCUGGAUGGCCUUCUCCUCCGGCUCCUCCAUCCGCCUCUUCCACACCGAGACGCUGGAGCAUCUGCAGGAGAUCAACAUCGCCACCAGGACCACCUUCCUCCUGCCAGGCCAGAAGCACCUGUGUGUCACCAGCCUCCUCAUCUGCCAGGGUCUGCUCUGGGUGGGCACCGACCAGGGAGUCAUCGUCCUGCUGCCCGUUCCCCGGCUGGAAGGCAUCCCCAAGAUCACAGGGAAGGGCAUGGUCUCACUCAACGGUCACUGCGGGCCCGUGGCCUUCCUGGCUGUGGCCUCCAGCAUCCUGGCCCCCGACAUCCUGCGGAGCGACCAGGAGGAGGCCGAGGGCCCGAGGGCCGAGGAGGACAAGCCGGACGGGCAGGCCCAGGAGCCGGCGCCCGCCGGCCACGUGGGCCGGGAGCUGACGCGCAAGAAGGGCAUCCUGCUGCAGUACCGCCUGCACUCCACGGCGCACCUGCCAGGCCCGCGGCUGUCCAUGCGGGAGCCCCCGCCCGCCGAGGGCGCGGCCCUGGAGCACAGCGAGGAGGACGGCUCCAUCUACGAGAUGGCCGACGACCCCGACGUCUGGGUGCGCAGCCGGCCCUGCACCCGCGACGCCCACCGCAAGGAGAUCUGCUCCGUGGCCAUCAUCUCGGGCGGGCAGGGCUACCGCAGCUUCGGCGGCGCCCCCGGGGGCGGCGGGCGGCCGGCGCCCUGCGGGGAGACGGACAGCGCCCUCCUUAUCUGGCAGGUGCCCUUGACGCUAUAGCCCUCGCCCGGGGCACGCAGCUCCGGCCGUGCCCGACUCCCGGCCUGCUGGGGUCCCUGCUGGCUGUCCGGGGCCCCCCAGAGAGUGCUGGGGACAGAGCCUUCCAGGGACCGGCCCGGGGGCCGCGGGCUGGCCUGGAUUCUCCAGGCACUACCUGGGCAAAGCAGAGAACCUCUUCCUUAAGGAGUCUCAGACUGGUCUGGGGAGGGGUUUGCCUUGGGGAGAGGGAGAAAAGGGCCUUCUUUUCAAAGCAAAAAAUAAUAAUAAUAACAGAAACCUCACAAAUGCCUGGCCAGCCCGGGGCCGCCGCUGGGCAGCAGGGCUCAGGCCGCCCGGGCCCUCCUGGGAGAGCGUGGCCGUGUGCGAGAGUGCGUGGCUGGCGCCACUGUGAAUAUAUAUAUAUAAAUACCUAUACAUGAUGUAUAUUAUCUGUGUAUAAAUAAAGUCUGUACAUAUUGGAGCUCGGGGAGAUGCUGGAAUAAAAAAGCAGGAGUCACGUCA
Condylura cristata (star-nosed mole) is the source of this 4087-nucleotide messenger RNA. It is a transcript of the gene ARHGEF10L, whose product is annotated as Rho guanine nucleotide exchange factor (GEF) 10-like. Lineage: Eukaryota; Metazoa; Chordata; Mammalia; Eulipotyphla; Talpidae. Bases 560 to 3586 code for a protein of 1008 amino acids. Gene Ontology annotation, biological process: actin cytoskeleton organization; SREBP signaling pathway; positive regulation of stress fiber assembly. Gene Ontology annotation, cellular component: cytosol. Gene Ontology annotation, molecular function: guanyl-nucleotide exchange factor activity; protein binding. The transcript has 25 exons. The record is from RefSeq and is a predicted model, not a curated record.